AUGUCCGAAGAUCUUGAAAUCAAUCAGGCGAGCCCCCAAAAAAGUAUUUUCCUUGACACCUUCAAGGUCAAGUUCGAAGACAACGACCCAAAAAAUCCCAAAAACUACAGCCCUUCUCACAAGGUAUUUCUCGUCAUCCAGAUGGCUUUGUUGGCCUUGGCUGGAUCACUCGGUUCAUCCAUCACCUCACCAGCCGUAGCCAGCAUUGCAGAAUAUACUCAUACGACUUCCGAGGUGACGGCCUUGACGGUGGCUUUGUUUGUUCUAGGGUGGGCAUUUGGUCCCAUGAUUUGGGCUCCGAUUAGCGAAGUCUACGGUCGCCGGAUUGGCAUGUUGCCAGCCAUUUUCAUUCUAGGAUUAUUUAGUAUCGGAACGGCAACUAGUCGCAGCGCAACAGCUAUCUUCCUAACCCGUUUCUUCGGCGGUAUAUUUGCUUCUGCGCCAAUCAGUAAUGUCCCUGCCGCCCUGGGAGAUAUCUUUGACCCAGUCUCUCGUGGAAAUGCGAUGACGAUUGUUGCGUUUUGCAUUACGGGGGGUCCGACACUGGGUCCUAUUAUUGGCUCUGCUUUAACAGUUAACGCGCGGUUGGGAUGGCGUUGGACUGAAUAUGUCGAAGCGAUUCUGGUGUUUAUUUUAUUUUUCAUGUGUGCUUUUUUUCUGCCAGAGACAUAUGCACCCGUUUUGCUGAAACAGAAGGCUCAACAUCUACGCCGGAGCACUGGAGAUCAGCGAUACUGGCAUCCUCAUGAAAAGGAGAAGAUUGAAUUGAGUACCGUUGUGUCAAAACGUCUCGCCCGUCCUUUGAAAAUGUUGUUCAUGGAACCAAUGGUGACAUGCCUUGCACUGUACGCAUCGUUCACCUACAGUCUAAUUUACCUUGUGCUCGAGGUGUUUCCGAUUGUUUUCAAAGAGAACCGAAAAUGGAGUCUCGUGUUGUCAACCCUUCCCUUCCUGUCGAUCUUAGUUGGAGUCGGAUGUGCCGUUUUCAUCAACUUCGCCAAUCAGCCACGCUACAAACGGGCCGUGAAAGCCAAUUGUGGCAGAGCUGUUCCUGAGGCGCGUCUACCUCCAAUAAUUGUCGGGGCAAUUUUGCUCUCAGCCGGCCUGUUUUGGUUUGGAUGGACAGCGGCUCCGAAGUACCCUUGGCCGCUUCCCGUCAUCGCAGCAGGUUUUAUCGGAGCAGGAUUUAAUAUAGCGUUUCAGCAGUGUCUGAAUUUUCUGGUCGAUACCUAUGGUCCGUACGCUGCAAGUGCGGUGUCUGCCAACACAAUUCUAAGAUCGGUCCUCGCUUGCGCAAUGCCCAUGGCGGCCCGACCAAUGUUUGUUAAUCUGGGAAUUGGGCCUGCAGCAAGCCUUCUUGGCGGAAUUUCUUGCUUGGCGUUGCCUGUACCAUUGUUAUUUAUGCGGUACGGGGCUGCGUUGAGACGGAAUUCGAAAUUUGUUGACGGGGAAUAG
Penicillium manginii is the source of this 1455-nucleotide messenger RNA. Its product is annotated as MFS transporter. The record is from RefSeq and is a predicted model, not a curated record. Lineage: Eukaryota; Fungi; Ascomycota; Eurotiomycetes; Eurotiales; Aspergillaceae. Gene Ontology annotation, biological process: transmembrane transport. The transcript has 5 exons. Gene Ontology annotation, molecular function: transmembrane transporter activity. The coding region runs from base 1 to 1455 and encodes 484 amino acids.